UUCCUUUUAACUUCUCUUCAUUAACAUCAACAAAAGCAAUUAUAUAUGUACUAACAUGGAGUAUAAAUAAACACACUUCUACCUACCAAUACCAACCUAAUUGCAAUUGCAAAAUACUCAUCUCUCUUUAUUGUUGCAAUCAUGGAGAAAGAGAAACAGUCGUCUAAGCUGAAGAACAAGUUCUCGAAGAUCACAGCUGCAAUCAGUGUGACAUUUCAAAACCCUCCUUUCAGCCCAAGCAGGGUAGUUAAUAAAUCUCAUCAUGGCAGCAGCAGGGGAUUCUCUAGCAGCCCUCUGGUGCCAAAGGUAGGGGGAAACGAAACUCAACAAGAGCCCACAUCGCCGACAAUAUCAUGUAUGGGACAGAUCAAGCACAAGAAGAUGCAGAUGAAGAAAUCUAGAAGCUUAUCGGUGGCGCUGUCUUCACACAUGAGAUCAGACGAUGACGCUGGAUCUUCAUCAGGUCCGAGAUUAGUUAAGAAUAGUAAGCAGAGUGCUUCUUCCAGGUUUCAGAGGAUGUUGAUGUUUAAGCCGCCAAAACCUGAGAAAUCUGGUUCUGUCGGCGGCGGCGGUUCAUCUGCUGCGGUUGGUGAUGAAGGAUCGGGGAAAAUCAUAGGGCCGCCGUUGGGUGAGAUGAGACGAUUCGCGAGUGGGCGUGAUAGUUUUGCGAGCUUCGAUUGGAAGGCACAGGUGGCGCCUGAUGAGAUUGAGCAGCAGAGAGAUUGCUACACGGAUGAAAAGAGAAGAGAUACAGUUAAUAAUACUUUUUCUGGACCUAUUUUGGGAGGUUUUCAAGCAAACCUGCAGCAGCGGAAGGAGAUUAAUCUGUGGAAGAGGAGAACCACGGCACAACCGAGGCCACUUCAAUUGAAACCAGUGCUUACAGCCAGAUGAUUCUUCUUUUUCUUCUUCACUUCUCGAUCGCUUAAAUUAAUCUGUAGAUUUGUUCUAUUGUUUCUUAUCUUCUUUUAUUUCUCUUUUAUAAUAUCAUAUCGUGGAUAAUUUUGAUGCGCACAAGAUAGAUUUAUACAAACAAAUGUCGUUCUUGCAAUCUUGCCGAACCUGGCUCCAUGGGUAUACAUCAUAUGUAUGGAUUGGGUUUAUUUUGUCCCCGAUGUACAUAAGAGAUAGUUGUAAUCAUCAUGGUAUGCAAUUAGUUACCUUUGAUUUAUUCAAA
Messenger RNA from Lotus japonicus, 1177 nucleotides. RefSeq lists its product as uncharacterized. Bases 142 to 894 code for a protein of 250 amino acids. Lineage: Eukaryota; Viridiplantae; Streptophyta; Magnoliopsida; Fabales; Fabaceae. The record is from RefSeq and is a predicted model, not a curated record. The transcript has a single exon.